AUGAUCCUGAGGGAGAUUGAGAAGAUCUUCCGGGUGACAGAGUGUCAGGACCAUCAGAAGGUGUUGUUUGCUGCUCACAUGCUAGCAGAUGAGGCAGAGUAUUGGUGGGAGAACACUCGCCCACGUUUGGAGGGAGCAGGUGGUGCUGUUGUCCCAUGGGGGACCUUCAGACAGACUUUUCUGGAGAAGUAUUUUCCAGAAGAUGUGAAGAAUAGGAAGAAGAUGGAGUUCCUUGAGCUAAAACAAGGGAGUAUGAUGGUGGCAGAGUAUGCAGUGAAGUUUGAGAACCUUGUAAGGUAUUUUCCUCAUUAUCAGGGGGAAGCUGGGGAGAGGUCCAAAUGCAUGAAAUUUGUCAAUGACCUCCGACCAGAAGUAAAGUUGAUGGUAAAUUAUCACGGUAUUCACAACUUUGCACAGUUGACCAACAUGUGUAGAAUCUUUGAUGAAGAUCAACAAGAGAAGACUGCUUUUUACAGGAAUGCCAAUGCUAGUCAUGAGAAAGAGAAGAAGCCUGUGACUCACAGUCGUGCUAAGCCAUAUUCUGCCCCUCCUGGGAAAUAUGAUAACCAUUCUGGGGGACAUAGGACUAGUGGAGGACAUCACCUAGCUGGUGGGAGUUCUCAGCCAGUUAGCAGAGUGUCUUAG
Glycine soja is the source of this 645-nucleotide messenger RNA. RefSeq lists its product as uncharacterized. The transcript has a single exon. NCBI's taxonomy places the organism in Eukaryota, Viridiplantae, Streptophyta, Magnoliopsida, Fabales, Fabaceae. The record is from RefSeq and is a predicted model, not a curated record. Bases 1 to 645 code for a protein of 214 amino acids.